GGACAAGUCUUACAAUGAAAUGUACAAACCAGAGCUACAUCAUUUUGUUAAACAGAUAUAUAGUUUUCUAGACGACGCAACAAUAGACAAUGCACUUAUUGAAUCGAUGAAGAACAGGUCCAUUGUAUGGACAGGAAAUGGCUUUUGUCAACCCCAGAAAAUUUACUUAAACAGCAGCAAUGAUGACAUACACCUUGAACCGUACCUUUACCAGUUACCUGGUGAAUUUUUAUAUAUGAAAGACUUCUUUCAUCGACUUGGUUGUAAGAUGUGUCAGUCCCCAGAGCUUCUUGUAGAUGUCCAAGAACAGAUUAAACAACACCAUAUUCAGAUUCGUACAGAAAAGGAGUAUAGGAGGGAUUUACGUCAUAAUAUAAACAUUCUUACUUUCUUCAAGAGGAGCCAUUCUCAUUGUACAAUAGACUACAAUGCAUUAAUUCCUGUCGAAACUGAGGUGGAAAAUCAGUUAUCACUUAAACACAUUCAUGAAUGUGCUUACCGCAGUAGUCAUUGGUCAGAAGACGUUAAAGUAACUGAUGAAGAGGAACCUUUCGCUGUCCAUCCUGAUAUAACUUUUGCAGCAAGCAUUGGCAUAAAAUCAAUGGAAGAACACUAUUUAUCGGAUACAGGAGUACUUGAAUGGGAACAAGAAAUGUCUCUAGUCAACAGAAUUAAAUCCCUUCUCAAAGGGUAUAGAGAUGGCCUAUCUGUUCCAAAAGAAUUGAUUCAGAAUGCAGAUGAUGCGGGUGCAACAAAAGUAUGUUUUUUAUAUGACGAACGUGAAAACCUAGACUGCAGAACUAAUCUUCUUAAUGACAAGAUGAGUGAAUGUCAAGGCCCGGCUCUUUGGGUAUACAACAAUGCUCAGUUUAGUGAAACCGAUUUUAAGAAUAUAACGAAGGUAGAAGGAGUGACUAAAGAUCUUUCUAAAAUUGGUAAAUUUGGAGUUGGAUUUUGUUCGGUUUACAAUCUAACUGAUGUUCCAAGUUUUGUAUCUGGAGACAUAAUGGUAAUCUUUGAUCCACAGGGCUCCUGUCUAAAGACAAAAGGAAUGAAAAUUGAUAUGAAAUCACUGAAAAAUCAGAGAAUGCUUAACAAAUGGAGUGAUCAGUUCAAACCAUUCAAAAAUAUAUUUGGAUGUGACCUAAGCACUGAAGGCAGUAGGAUUCCUCAUUUUGACGGAACACUUUUUCGACUGCCUCUCCGAACUAGUCAACAGUCUGGCAGUGAACUAAGCAGCUUAGUUUAUAAUCACGAUGAAAUGAGACAAAUGUUAGAGAUUUUCAUAAAAAGUGCUGGAAACCUUUUAUUGUUUACUCAAAACGUGAGCGAAAUUGAAAUUUUUCAUCUUUCUGAUAUCGACACCAGAAGAAAACGACUUAUUUUUCAAGCUUCUAGAAAUUUGAAAUGGCACUCCCCGUUAACGUAUAAAGAAGAUGAAAACGACGGGAAGAAACGUAACAAAGUACCAGUCCUGAAGCAUUGUUCACAACAAAUCAAUAAUUCAUCGGACAAGAAUGCUAAUUUUGGCACUUAUCAAUACAGUGCUGAAGUUGUCAUGAAAUUCAAAGAAACCGGAAAACAAUUUCAUGGACAGAAUGGAAAUUCAACUAAAACAACUUGGAUGGUUUCAUGGGCUUCAGGAACAAAUGAAUGUGUAAAACAAUCAAUGCAAGAUAUUGGAGCUCACAAGUUACCUAUAGCAGCUACUGCUGUAAUGAUACAGGACAACAACGGAAAACGUAUUGCUGUUCCAUUGUCUGAUGCACCGUUUGGAUUUUACGAUUCUAGUCAUUUGUUUUGUGUGCUUCCACUACCUAUAAUGACCCCUUUUAAUUUUCACAUUAGUGGGUCAUUUGCCGUCACACAAGACAGAACGCAACUCUCCAUUGAAUCGAGUGAUGAUAAACAACGUUUUGAAUUAAACUGGAACCGAGCAGUCAUGAAAGAUGCAGUUGUGAAAUCUCUGUUUUCUCUUUUGCAGGGUUUGCAAGAGAUUAAUGUAAAGCCAGGAAAAGAUCUGCAUUUACUGUGGCCGGUUUUCCAUUCUCGUGUGGUAGACCUAGAUAUUUAUAAAGAAACACAAGAUAGAUUUAUAGCUGAACUUUUGACGUCUAACCAAAAGGUCAUUUAUCAGUCUGACCUUGACCAUUGGACACAAUUUAGCUCUUGCAGAAUGAUGGACCCACAAUUAUCAAACUCUGAUGUUGGACAUAUUGCCUACAGACAUAGUUUAAUGUACCUCAAAGAUAAAGGGAAAAUCCUUAUACAAAUGCCGGAUUGGUUACUACACCAGUUCACGAUGAGUUGUGGGGAUACAAUAACUGAUUCCUUGUUUACCACAGUAAUGUUUUAUGAGGAAGUGUUUUUACCAUUAGUUUAUCAAGGAAAAGUUUCAGAUAUAGAUCGAAACAAUUUGUUAUUGUUUGCAGUUGACAAAAACAAUGACAAAAUAAACGAAAUACUCAUAAACCAUGCUUGCUUUUCAACAACAAGAGGGAUUUUGAGGAAACCCUCUGAUAUUAUCUUAAAGCAAAGUUCCUUGAGUAAACUGUUUGUUCCAGGUGAUGCUUAUUUCCUUGACUUAAGUGUGGAGCAGGAAACUGAACACCGCGUUGAGCUUUUCAAAAAAUUAGGAAUGCUUUAUAAGAGCCUACCUGAUUGUCUUAUAGUUGAUAGAUGUGCAUCAGUUGAAAAGAUAUCUAAGAAGUGUGUUUACUGUGCUAUGCAAAGGUGCAAGGAUAUUUUUGAAUAUUUCGAAAGAUCCCCUCCGAAAAUGAACAAUGAAUUAGUGAAUGCAUUGACGAAAAUCAAAUUUCUACCAGUUAUGAUGAAACCGAAAAAUUGGCCUUUUCAAUGGAAAGUCGCAGGAAAUGAGGAAAUGAAUAAAACAUGUGGACCAAAACAUAAACUGAAACAAGUCUCACCAUUGAUGCACUUACCUCAGUUCUUUACAAUGGAAUGUUCAGAAAAUUUAUACUUCGAUGACUGCAAAGAUUUAAUUUGUUGCACCAAUCUAGUUGUGUAUACAAGGGCUAUCCACACAAAAAAUGUAGACCAAAUAUUGCAAAGUCUGGGUCUUAAAGGGUAUAAGAAAACGGGUGUUGCCUUGGACCAUGUUGUACGACAAACAAAAAUUCUUAUAUCGCAGUGUGAUAAAGAGAAUGUAAAAUAUGUACGUCCUGUUUUGGAGACAAUUUUCGAAUGGCUUAGUAAUGAAUGCAAAACGUCAAUCGAUAGAAACGAAGGGGAAAUGCAAUCAUUAUUAGCACCUUUGCAAAACUCAACAUGUUUGUUAAUAAACGACACAUUGUGGAGUCCAAAUCAAGUAUCUUUGAACUUUGAUGGCAAUUGUCUGCCUUAUCUUGUUGGAAUCAACCAGAAAGAUACAUACUUGAGCAGGUGUAAAACAUUAUUAUAUUUCCUUGACGUAAAAGAUAGAUAUUCAACGAAUGAUAUUUCAAAAGUUCUUAUGUCUUUUCAAGUAAAGAUAGAUAUUAAAGAACCCAUAGGUGAACAACAUAUUCAUCAGUAUUGUUCACUUUUGAGUGCUCUGUGCAUUGCAUUGACAGAAGAGAAAAUUGAAGAAGGUUUAUAUCCGCCAUUGCAAGACGGAGAAAUUCUGGUACCUGACGAUGCGAACUAUUUAAAUCCGGUGCAUCUAUUAUGUCUCAAUGACGAUGUCGAAAUAGAGAGAUCUGAAUCUAUGAAAUUUGCUUGUAAACACAUAUCUCGCGCACAAGCAAAUAUCUUGGGAAUUAUAUCCAAGAAAAGAAAGAAAAUAUCAGAACACUAUAAUGAAAUGCCAUUUGGUCAAACGGAAGACUUAACUACACGAAUAAAGAAAUUGUUGGAAGGAUAUCCAGCAGAUGAAGGAAUUUUUAAAGAGUUGUUACAAAAUGCUGAUGAUGCCGGGGCAACGGAGAUUCAUUUUGUCACCGACUUCAAUAACUAUUCAUCUGCAAAAGUGUUUGAUGGAGAUUUCAAAGAGCUUCAGGGACCAUCAGUUCUUGUUUAUAACAACAGUUCUUUUGCGGAAAAUGACUUAAAAUGUAUUCAACUGCUAGGAAUUGGAAGUAAAAGAAAAGAUCCAACCUCAACAGGGAAGUACGGCGAUGGUUUUAAUGCCGUAUAUCAUCUGACAGAUGUGCCAAGUUUUAUCACCAAGGGAGAAAAGAUGGCUAAAGGUAAUCGAACUCUUUGUAUUUUUGAUCCGUUAUGCAAGUAUGCCACUGCUGCAAAUAAGCGAAAACCAGGUAGUAGAUACUGUGACUUGGAUGCACUAAAGGAUACAGUCCCCGAUGUGUUUGUGCCGUAUCAUGAAGAAUGUCUUAUGGGAGAUGAGGGUACAAUAUUUAGAUUUCCUCUUAGAAAAACACCUUCAGAGAUAUCGGACAACGCUAUGGAUACGGACCAAAUAAUAGCAUUGCUUGGAAAAUUUAAAACCCAAGCUGGACGUUCUUUGUUCUUUUUAAAUCAUAUCCGCAAGGUUUUAUUUUCACGAGUUGAGAAUGGGCAAAUAAUAAAUGAAUAUUCUGUAACUAUAAAAAUGUCUCAGGAAGACAACAGACAGAAGCGUGAAUUUCAUGAACAACGACUAAACGUUGCAGAAAAAAUAAAAAAUAGAACACAAAUAACAACUGAACACGUUGUUCAAAUAAGGACAACGAUGCACUUAUGUUUUUUUGAUGAGAAUAAUGAAAACGUAGAACAAGAUGAGGAAAGCUGGUUUGUUGUGGAGACAAUUGGAUUAAAAAAAGGCGUAGUUCCGAAAGAAGUACACAAUGCUUACUCUGCUGGUGGUUUAGGACUUUUGCCCCAGGGAGGUGUUGCACUUCCUCUCUCAAACAUUGCAAAAUUACAAUUCAGUGCCUUUUGUAUCUUACCAUUGCCAAUUAUAACUGGUCUACCAAUGCAUGUGAAUGGUCAUUUUGCUCUGAAUCACGAGUCUAGAAGGAAUUUAUGGGAGGAUAACAAAGAAAGUCUAGAGGUAAUAUGGAACCGAACUCUGAUGGCAUCGGUAAUUGCCCCAUCGUACAUUGCAGCACUUGAAAAACGACGUGAUAUCUGUAACGAAUUUACAAAAAAAGUCAACAGUGAGUUCCAUGUCCGAAAUCAGUUGAAAGAAUACUUUAAACAUUUUCCAUCCAUAAAGAAAGCAAAAGAUAAUAAUUGGAAAAGUUUGUGCGUUGAAAUAUACCGCCAAAUUAUAGAGGAGAUCCAGUUGUUCCCAACAAUUUCAAAAAUUUUUCUUAACUUUGUUGAUUAUACUAGUAUACAUGUGACUAAAUGCAAUGUUGACUGGAUUUGUCUGAGGAAAAAAAAUUCUGAAUUUUCAUCAGUUUUUUGCUUAGAAGAAAAAGAGUCUUUGGAUGCUUACUCAGUAGUGAGCCUCAUGAAAUUACUAAAUCUACAGGUGAUUGAUUUAUCAUGUGGUAUUUUUGAAGAAAUGUCGGCAUGUGAACUCGAAGUAAAAAGUGUAACCCCGGACAUUGUUGUAACAUUUCUUCAGUCUCAUUUAAAUGCGAACUAUGAUUCAUGCAAGCUAGUUGGGCUGGGAAAGGAUUUAGGAAGUACAACAUUAAAAACAAAUUUGAAUGUGGAUAACCUGCUGAAUUUUUGCAAAAAAAGUAGCUCUUUCAAUCAACAAUUGCCUGGAUUACCAUUGUGCAUUACAAAUGAUAAUAUCCUGUUGGCAUAUUCAGAGAUGACACCUUUCUAUGUCACCAAACACUGUAACAUAAUGCAAGGUUUAGAAGAAAAGUUCAUCAACAAGAAAAUACAAUACCUACUGAAAGACAUUAUAUCACCAUGUCUGAAAAAGUUUACUUUACUUGAAUUUGAGAUAUUGAUAAAAGAUGUUAUAUGUCGCCGGACGUACAGAGAGUCAAACACAUCAUUUCCAUGGAAUCCAGCCAAAGAAAGCAUUCCGAAUCAGAAUUGGUUAAGAGGUGUAUGGGACUAUUUUGCAGAAGUUCUAUCUGCGCUUAAAUCUUCUAAGCAACAUAACGAAAAUGAUUCUAUUGCACAUGUUUUGUCAAAAUGGUACUUACUUCCUAUACGUAGAGGUCAACAAUAUGAACUUGAAAGGAUUGGAAUGUCUAAAUACGUUAUUUAUAGAGAAUCCUUUACAAUUGAUAAACCACUGCAUGACGCUUUACAAAGGAUAGAAAUGCCAGAAUUAGACACUCGUAUAUUUUGGAGGGAAAAUAAAAUUACAAAAAAGCUACAACAUUUUGAAGCAGCAUUUAAAGUAGCAAAAGGAUUAGUGGUAUCGUGUGAUAAUUCAUUAGAUGUUUUUGAAUGUCUUGUUCACAACCUUAGAAGUCACAAGAAAGCAAUAUCUGAGGAUGACUGUUCUGCAAUCUUAGAAUACAUUAAUGAUAAUAUAGAGACGUUUGAAUUAGAAUACCCUAUCAAUAAAAUCUUGGAAAAGCUACGGAGCAUCCCCGUGUUUAUUACAGUUAGUGGAUAUAACACAAAUGUAGAAAGUUAUUACACUACAGUCCUGGUUUUACCAACCAAUAUCCCGUUUGUUGGAAUCGAAGAAUGGGCAAAUUCAUCGGGUAUCGUACUUUUGAAGAAGAUAACAAGAAUAACACAUCUUCAUAUUAAACUUGGAUUUGUAGCUUGCAACACAUGUGAACUUUAUUCGAAAUACAUCAUACCAAACUUUCAAAACAUGCCACAAGUGGCACACUUUAAACAUCUAGAGUACAUCAGAGAUAAAAUAUUUGUGAAAGGAAUAGACGGCGAAUUUAAAUCUACACUGAAACACUUGAUAACCGAAUUAUCAAGAUGCCCUUUCUUGUUUAAAAACAAUGUUUUACUUUGUGCAUUGAAUUUUUGCAAUCCACAUAAUAAGCUAUUCAGUGUAAUGUGCAAAGAUGACACAUUUCCUCCGUCUCCAUAUAAUGGAAAAGAGUGGGAAUGUUUCAUGGAAAUCAUUGGAAUGAAAAUGGAAGCUACUCCGGAAAUGGUAGUUAUGUUUGCAAAAGAGGUUGCGAGAGAGGGACUGCAAACAUUGUCUUUGGAAACAAAGUGCAAGUCUAAGUUGUUAGUUAUGCAUUUGAUGAACCGCGCAGACAUUCUCGAAGAGUUGAAUUGUACACGCUUGUCUGAAGUUAAGUCGAUCAGAUUUAUAGAACCAUUUGAAUUGGACAUUGAUCAUCGUCUGUCAUGGAUUUAUGAACAGUAUGACCGUCGAAAGCUGGUAUCGUUUGAUGAAUGUACAUUGUAUGACACGAAUGCGAUGAAGCUUGUAUGGACAUCAACAUAUCUAAUGCCAGACUAUGUAACGUGUACCACGAAUGAAGUAUACACAGCUAUAGGAGUUCGUGUCUCGCCAGCAGUUGAACACGUUGUACAAAACCUACAAAAUAUUGCUGUUUCCGUCCAUGAAAAAUGUUCCAAUGAAUUAGAAAUCAUAACAGAUAACACUGCAUCAUUUUUUGAAGAUCUGUUUGUAAUGCAUUAUAUGUAUUUGCAAAAUAAUGGACUUAUGAACACAAGUUUGCUGACAUUAAAGACAACACAAAUAGUUUUUGUUAAAGAGGCUACAAUAUGUCUUUUAUGUCAACAAAUAGUUAUGCAACUAGAAGAAAAAGAGGUGAUUAAACCUUAUCUAAUGCGUCUUCCUGUUGUUUACCGAGGUUGCAUGGAUCUUUUUAUAAGUCUCGGUUCAACAGCAAAAGCAUCAUCAUUUCAUUUUGCAGAGGUGCUCAAAUGCCUCCAUAAUGACAGCUUGGGAGAUAACGGCAAACCAACCAUACUUGGACCAAAUGAGAGGAAAGAUAUUCUUGUUCCAGCAGUGCGUAAUUUGUUUUUGAAUCUUCAAUUAAAAAUGUCUGUUGAUUUCAGCAUAACUGAUUUGUUCUUGCCGAAUCGUGAUUUCAUAUUACACUCAUCGCAAUCAUUGAUAGUAUCUGACAACAAUAGAAUGGAAGAAAGAGCGAAACAUUUUACAACCAACAUGUUUUUUGCCGGAUUUGAGAAACUUGGUUUGCAAGAAAUUUCAAUUUAUUCUUUUAAAUCUUUACCAGAUGAGAAUAAACCUAAAUUUUUGUCUGAACUUUUAACAGAGACAAUUUUUAAUGCAUUGGAAUGUUAUACUGGAGAUAAAGUUCAAAUGUUAUCUAGGUUUAUCAAAACCGAUGAAUUUAUUGAAGGUUUACUUCGUUUGGUUUUUGAUGAAAGAUUGAAACAUCCUUCAGAAAUAGACAUUAACCAUGGUACUUGGAAUUUUAAUGAACAUGAACAAGGUAUAAUAGCAAAAAGUAUUGGUGAAAUUAAAGUUAAACAAGUGUCAGAUUUAGAAACUGUACUAUUAUUGGAAGGGAGGCAACUUGAAGAGAGUACAGAAAGAAAGAACGCUUUUGUGGAGUCCGUGAUGAUUGAUGAUACCCGGUCCUGGAUAUUAUACUGUAUAGACAAUGAAAUGGAUCUACACGAAUGGCUAAACAGUAUUCAGUUUGCUUUUGUAAAGCUUCUUGAACAAAUCACUGUGAACAAAAUUCAAAAAAACUUGGUCUUCGUACAAAUCCUUCUGCACAGUAUUUCUAAUCCAGCCUUAAUUAAGGACAAGUUUGAUAUGGAAAGUAUUGCUCACUUAAACUCUAAGAAUGUAUCUGCUGAUAUAUAUCCAGAUCCCGGAACAUAUGUUCCACUUUCAUUACACUACUUGCUUGACAAUUAUAACUCUGAUUUUGCAAUGAAUGAUUACGUUGCUCUUUUGCUUUAUGAAGAGGAGGAAAACAGCACAGGACAAUUCAUUGACCCAGUUUAUAUCUAUGCAAAAGUAAUAAAUUGCAUUAAUGAUUCGCAAAACCUUUCAAGAAACUGCAAUAUUGCGCAAUUUGAGAAGGUAUAUUUAUUAGACGUUGGUGAAACAGAAGAAAAACAGAUCCCAGCAUAUAAGAUAUUCAAAUUUCAAAGAAAGAGAGCCUUAACUUCGAAAUCUAAAGAUGUUGUACCAACAGAUAAUGCCUUUCACUCUGCCAACUCGCAGACAGUCGAUGAAUUAUUAAACGAAGUGAAGGAGCAUUUUAUUGAAAUUUUGAAAAUAACCGAUGAAACAAAACGCCGAUUGUUAAUACGAAGACUUCGGGCUAAAUGGCAUCCAGAUCAAAACUUUGGAAACGAAGAAAAAACAACCCAAGUUUUCCAAUUCAUCGAAAGUCUCAUACGUGAUCUAAAGGAUGGUAAAAUCAUUGACGAAGAGUUCAACAGGCAAUCUCGAUAUAAGGGUGAAGAUAUACCAAGUUCUCCUUAUUUUGCACCGCCACCUAAAAAUAAUUCAAACAGUUUUUCAUCACACAACCGUUUUACUCAUGGGGUAAAUAGAGAAAAAAUUCCAAUACCUAAAGUUGCUCGCAAAUGGUUGAGACAGGCUAAGUGUGACCGACAAGCAGCCGAGGCAUUAAAUCCUUAUGCAACACCUAUUCCAGCAUUCAACUGGAUAUGCUACCAUUGUCAUCAGUCAGCAGAGAAGGCCCUGAAAGCUAUGUGGUACAAUUUGGACGCAAAUAAUGUAUCUAACAGUCACGAACUGUCUUCAAUUGCAAACGGUUUGCCAGAAGAACUAACCGUUCUUGCAAGGGCUAUGGUUAGUGUUGUUGGACAUCACACCCGAAUGAGAUAUCCUGAUCAGAUCAGUGGUGAUGAUAUUCCAUCAACAAUUUAUAGUCAACAAGAUGCUGACCAAUGUCUCAGCAUAGCUAGUGACAUUAUUUCGUUCGUAUCACAAAGAGUUCAAUAAAAUAAGAUUUAGUUAAAACGUCUUUACAAUUAUGACACUAAUUAGAGAAAAGACAACAAUGAGAACGUAUCAAAAAUAUACUAUAAUUGAAAAUACAUAUUUAGUUAGUGUAUUCUUUGUUGGUAUUUGUAAAUUUAACAUAAUGUUUAUCAAUGAGACCGUUUUACUUUAAUAGUGCGUUACCAAAUUACAAAAACUGAUUGCUCGUUAUUACAAAGUGUAUAUAAUGGUUGUCUAAGUCCCUCCAACUAAGGAAACUUAGAGUUCUAAUAGUAUUUAUCAGAAGAAUACAUUUCAUCACAUAUAUUAAAAUAAGUUAACCUAGUAUAAACAGGGUAUCGCAUUAACUUUUAGUAUCGAACAAAAUUAUGUACGUGUGUAACGGUUAACAUUGCAGUUACACAAUGUAACCGUUUCGAACAUUUUUUUCCCAUAACUACAUGUAUAAUAUAGUUUUUCAGAAACAAUUUUCGCUAUGUUUUUGCCUCUAUGAAAUUUUGAUGAAAAAAAAUGUUUAUACCAAAUCUUAAUAUACAAUAAUUUACUCUAUGAUAAUUAGAACCUUAUACUAAAAUGCUUAUCGAUCACUUUAUGUUAUGAUUAUUUUAAUUUAUACGCUUUUUGAAUAGAUAGUUUUGAAUAUUAUUCCGAGUAGAUCAUUAUUUUGCACGAGCUUGCGAAGCAAUGCAUAUUCUACAUGUGAUAAUAUUCACCCUUAUCCAUUAAACAUUGUUAAAUAACCCUUUUAUUGAGAGAAAAAAAGGUCGAAAAACUAUGUAUAUUAUAAUUUGUUAGCAAUGACUUCACUAAUUAGAAGCUUUACUUGCACUAGUGCAAUAUGAUAUAUAUCAUUGCAUACAAACUUUUGUACGGAAGCGUAUUAGAGCCAUCCUUUUUUUAUUUUUUUAUUCAAAUUGUUGACUUUAAUCUUGGAAUUCUCAACUUUAAUCUUGGAAUUUCAAACUUUAAUCUUGGAAAUUAUCAAACAUUAAUCUUGAAUUAAUCAACUUAAAUCUUGAAAUUAUCAACUUUAAUCAUGGAAUUAUCAACUUUAAUCUUGAAAAUUGCAACUCCUUUUUUUGUGCAGACCGAGGUUAUACGAUAAGAAUUAUGUUGAUCAUCAUAAAAGUUUAUAUUACAUUAUUUCUUCGUCGGGAUUGAACAUCUGAGAAUUUCAGGUUCUGACUCAAACAAUUGUAUGAUGGACAUAAUGAAGAUAGGUUUAUUUUAACGCUGAUCAUGACUUUUUGACUAUUUUAGUACCAUGAUAAUCUGUGGUGAUAAGGAAGCUGUUAAUCCUUACCAGAAAUCUUGAAAAUUCCUUGGUUUUAUUGCCAUGUAAAAUACUGUGUAAAAUAAUAUGUUUUUUGUAUUCUAAUAGAGUUGAAUUAAUAAAAGAAUAUAAGACAAUUAAUAGACUUAGCAACGACAAACGUACUCAAUAUAUACAAAAAUUCCCACUGUAAUUGUUUGUCGAUUGUACCACAAUUGUCUCGUUUAAAAAAAAAUAACCUUUCAGACCCCAAAACCUGAAAACGUGCCUUAGAAUUGAAGAACAAAACUAGCAGCAAAUAAAAUAUUUCACGCAAAAACCGUCAGCACGCCCGUUUAUUUAUUUUUAGAAAGAUAACUGUACAUUAUAUAAUAAAUAAACACAGUAGCAGACCAUUUAACUUGAGUUUGAUCACGGCGGUUCAGCAUUUUCAAUUUAUAUAUAUCAUUCAUUUGUUACUUUUUAUGUCAUUAUUGUGUUUUUGUUAAUAACUUACAGUAUAAUAAAAUAUCUAACAAUGCGUCAUCUUU
Messenger RNA from Mytilus californianus (California mussel), 11560 nucleotides. Its product is annotated as sacsin-like. The record is from RefSeq and is a predicted model, not a curated record. The transcript has 2 exons. Gene Ontology annotation, molecular function: Hsp70 protein binding. Bases 20 to 9757 code for a protein of 3245 amino acids. NCBI's taxonomy places the organism in Eukaryota, Metazoa, Mollusca, Bivalvia, Mytilida, Mytilidae.